AUGAAGCAGAGAGUUAGUUCUUUGGACUUACAAUUGAUUUAUGGGGAACUAAAGCCCAAAUUAGAGGGCUUCAGGUUGUCUAAUAUUUACAACAUUGCUGAUUCAAGUCGCCAAUUUCUGCUCAAAUUCAAUAAACCAGACUCGAAACUCAAUGUGGUCAUAGAUUGUGGCCUUCGCAUACACUUGACCGAGUUCAAUAGGCCGGUUCCUCCCACGCCAUCGGGUUUCGUGGUCAAAUUGCGCAAACAUUUGAAAUCUAAACGGUUGACUACAGUCAAAAGAGUCGCUAAUGACAGAAUUCUUGUACUUUCGUUUGGUGACGGCCAAUUUUUUCUGGUUUUGGAGUUCUUCAGUGCUGGGAACGUCAUAUUGCUGGACUCUGACCGCAAGAUAAUCGCACUUCAGAGGAUCGUUCACGAGCACGAAAAUAAAGUAGGUCAAACGUACGAUAUGUUUGACGAAACGUUUUUGCAGGACACUGCAAUUGAACUACCGCCUUCGCAGUCCUACAGUUCGGAUCUUGUGACGAAGUGGUUUCAAGAUGCUAAAGAUCUGGCCCAAUCAACAGUCCAGUCUGGCAAGACUGGCAAGGCGUCAAAAUUGCCAUCGAUCCAUAAACUGCUAUUUCUUCACGAGCCUCAUUUGUCCUCUGACCUCAUCUCCCGUAACCUCAAGACUCAGGGUAUUGCUCCGAAUGCCUCAUGUCUAGAUUUUGAAGACCGUGCCGAAUUGAUAGCUAAUCUUCUCACCGCCACGGAAAAUGAAGUUGCCAGUCUUAUGAAGUCAGGUUGUAAGGCCGGGUUCAUCGUUUCCAAGAGAAAUCCGCUUUACGACGCAGAGAAAGGCGACUCAAGCAUCGAAUUCGUGUACGAGCAGUUCCAUCCUUUUGCUCCAUUCUCGAACGAUGAUGAAAAGAGGGAAGUGAAAGUGAUUGAAAUUGCUGGGGAUUACAAUGAGACCGUGGAUGAGUUUUACUCUACAAUCGAGUCUUCUAAGUAUGCUUUGCGAAUUCAGAAUCAAGAACACCAUGCAAAGAAGAGGUUACACGAUGCAAAAUUGGAUAACGACAGAAGGAUUCAAGCUCUUGUGGAUGUUCAAACCCGAAAUGAGACUAGAGGUCAUACUAUCAUAUUCAAUGCAGACCUUGUCGAAGAGGCCCAAAAUGCCGUCAAAUCGUUGGUUGAACAACAAAUGGACUGGAAAACUAUUGAGAUGUUGAUAUUAAACGAGCAGAAAAAAGGAAAUGAGAUUGCAAAAUUGAUAAAGUUACCACUAGAUCUCCAGAAUAACAAGAUAGGACUUGAGCUCCUCAUCGAACAAGAGACAAAUGACGACACGUCGUCUAGUGACAGCGACACUUCUUCCGACUCAGAAGAUUCAAGUGACUCAGAAAGCAGCGACUCUCUGUCCGACUUCGAAGCAGACGAAGACGACGACAAAGUGACUCUGACAAAUAAAGGAGGAAAUUCUUCUGCUUCUCGAGGUCGUAAGCCCAAGCCAACAAUCGAUGUCGUGGUUGAUCUCUCACUCUCUGCCUACGCAAAUGCGUCUAACUACUUCGAUAUCAAAAAAUCGACUAUGGAAAAGCAGAAGAAAGUCGAACAGAACGCUAACAAAGCCUUGAAAAACAUCGAGCUUCGGAUUGAACGAGACCUGAAGAAAAAGUUGAAAGAAACUCACGAUGUCUUAAACAGGACGAGAACCCCGUAUUUUUUCGAAAAAUACAACUGGUUUAUUUCUAGCGAGGGCUUUUUGGUUUUGAUGGGAAAGAGCGGUCAGGAGACGGACCAGAUUUUUAGCAGAUACAUUCAAGACAACGAUGUUCUCGUCUCCAAUAGUUUUGACAUCCAUGUAUGGAUCAAAAAUCCCAAUGAAACCGAGAUUCCUCCAAACACUCUGAUGCAAGCAGGCAUUAUGUGCAUGUCAGCUUCUCCCGCUUGGUCUAAGAAAAUCCAGUCAUCAGCUUGGUGGUGUUUUGCUAGAAACGUAAGCAAGUUCGAUAGCUUUGGCGGUGACGUCUUACCGCCGGGCUCAUUCCAACUGAAGAAUGAUAAGAUGAAAUCUUUUCUACCACCCUCACCACUGGUAAUGGGUUUUGCUUUCUUGUGGAAAACAGCAGCUGUUGAUGCGGAGGAAGGACAAUUGAGAGAGUUGGAAGAGAAGGCCCUUGGAGAAGAUGAGGAGGCUCUCGGGGAAGAUGAGGAGCUUUCGGACGGCCCAGCUGCAUCAGAGCAUCGAGCAGACGAAGUUGAGAACACUGCUGAAAAAGAAAGUAAUAUUCAACCUUCACGGGCCGAACUGGAAGAGGUUCCCUCAAACGAUCCAAACGAUGAGAGCCCAGACGACGAUAGCGAAUCACAAAUUCGACCUUCGGCCCCCGAAGAGGCAGUAAUGGGCACGAGCGCCCAGAACAAGAAAGUCAGAGGUAAGAAAGGAAAGUUAAAGAAGAUGCAAAGGAAGUACGCUGAUCAAGAUGAGGAGGAGCGGAGACUACGACUUGAAGUUCUUGGCACGCUCAAAGGUGUCGAGAAACAAAGAAGCAAAGAAGAAGAAGAGAAGAUGAAGCAGCAGGAAAGAGAACAGAAGAAACUCAGACGCGAAAGACAGAAAAAGCAGCAGUCGCUCAAGUUUGAUCCAAAGGAGAAAGUAAAAGUUGAUUAUCACAAACUGUUGAGCGAGCUGAGCCCCGCUCCGGUGGAUGAAAAUGUAAAAGACAUUGUUCCAGUUUUUGCUCCCUGGACUUCGUUAAACAAAUACAAGUACAAAGUGAAAAUCCAACCUGGUAACGCUAAAAAAACCAAGACUUUGCAUGAGAUCUUGUAUCAUUUUUUGAGCAGAAAACUUGACGAAACAAGUACUGAUAAAGAGCUAGACUGGCCCUGCGAGCAUGAACAAAUAAAGGCGUUAAAAGACGUGGAACUUGUAUCUCUCAUCUACACUGACAAACUUAAAGCCACCAUUCCUGGUCAAAACGAUUCAAAAGGCAAAUCGAAAGGCGACGGGAAAGGCAAGGGCAAGAAAAAGGGCUCGAAAUGA
This is a messenger RNA of Lachancea meyersii CBS 8951, 3036 nucleotides long. The record is from the annotation of a GenBank genome assembly. NCBI's taxonomy places the organism in Eukaryota, Fungi, Ascomycota, Saccharomycetes, Saccharomycetales, Saccharomycetaceae.